Molecule: messenger RNA, 2047 nt
Organism: Cornus florida
Lineage: Eukaryota; Viridiplantae; Streptophyta; Magnoliopsida; Cornales; Cornaceae
Product: laccase-17-like
Exons: 6
Coding region: 74-1807 (577 amino acids)
Biological process (GO): lignin catabolic process
Cellular component (GO): apoplast
Molecular function (GO): copper ion binding; hydroquinone:oxygen oxidoreductase activity
Source: RefSeq, a predicted model, not a curated record
ACAUUGGCUAUGAGCUAAGCCUCCACCAUCUUACUCAAUCAUCCCAUCACAAAAUCACACACAACACACACAGAUGGGUUCUUCUCAUCUUCAUUCAUCUACUUUAAAGACAGCUCUGCUAUUUGGUUUUUGUGUUUUAUUGCAGUUGCCGGAGAUCGUGUUUGGCACAACAAGGCAUUACACGUUCAAUAUCAAGUCAAAAAACGUGACAAGAUUGUGCAACACAAAGAGUAUUCUAACCGUUAACGGACGUUACCCUGGUCCGCCGCUUGUAGCAAGGGAAGGUGAUCAAGUCCUUGUGAAGGUGGUUAACCAGGUCCCGAACAACGUAACCAUUCAUUGGCAUGGUAUUCAGCAGCUUAGAAGCGGAUGGGCGGAUGGACCGGCAUAUAUAACACAAUGUCCGAUACAAACCGGCCAGACUUACACGUACAACUUCACGAUCAUCGGUCAGAGAGGCACUCUGUUCUGGCAUGCUCACAUAUCCUGGCUGAGAUCAACCAUCCAUGGACCUAUCAUCAUCCUCCCCAAGAAGAAUGAAACUUACCCUUUUGAUAAACCCUACAAGGAGGUCCCCAUUAUCUUUGGAGAGUGGUGGAAUGUAGACCCUGAGGCUGUAAUUAGCCAGGCACUUCAAACAGGUGCUGGCCCAAACGUUUCAGAUGCCUACACCAUCAAUGGCCUUCCGGGGCCCUUGUACAACUGUUCCUCUAAAGAUACAUUCAAGUUGAAAGUGAAGCCAGGGAAGACAUACCUUCUCCGUCUGAUCAAUGCUGCUAUGAACGACGAGCUCUUCUUCAGCAUUGCCAACCACACAGUCACCGUCGUCGAAGCCGAUGCUGUUUAUACCAAACCUUUCCAAACUGACGUAAUUGUCAUCACCCCAGGCCAAACCACAAAUGUUCUUCUCAAAACCAAACCAUUCUCCCCCAACGCCACCUUCUUCAUGACUGCCGGACCUUACUUCACCGGCCUCGGCUCCUUUGACAAUUCCACCGUCGCCGGAAUCCUCAAAUACAAGAACCCAUCAAACCACAGUCCCAUCAACAAGCUUCCCCUCUUCAAACCAACCCUCCCACCACUCAACGCCACCACCUUUGUCGCUAAUUUCACCAAACAAUUUCGUAGCUUGGCCAGUGCUAAAUUCCCUGCCAACGUUCCACAAACAGUGGACAAGCGAUUCUUCUUCACCAUUGGCCUAGGCUCGAAUCCCUGCCCAAAAAACAUGACUUGCCAAGGACCCAAUGGCACGAAAUUUGCAGCUUCAGUUAAUAACAUCUCCUUUGCUCUUCCAUCAACAGCUCUUUUGCAGUCUUACUUUUUAAAACAGUCUUAUGGCGUUUACACCUCUGAUUUUCCAGCAAACCCGCUUGUUCCGUUCAACUACACUGGAAUGCCACCAAAUAACACCUUUGUCAGUAAUGGCACGCGCGCGGUUGUGCUGCCAUUCAAUACUAGUGUGGAACUGGUGAUGCAGGAUACGAGCAUUCUUGGGGCCGAAAGCCACCCUCUCCACCUCCAUGGCUUCAAUUUUUUUGUCAUCGGCGAAGGGUUUGGCAACUAUGAUCCGAAUACAGGCCCCGCCAGUUUCAAUUUGGUGGAUCCUGUCGAGAGGAAUACCGUCGGCGUCCCAUCCGGUGGUUGGGUUGCUGUGCGCUUCCUAGCUAACAAUCCAGGAGUAUGGUUUAUGCACUGCCACUUUGAUGUCCACACAAGCUGGGGUUUGAGGAUGGCCUGGAUUGUAUUGGAUGGACUGCUUCCAAAUCAAAAGUUACCACCACCACCGUCCGAUCUUCCAAAGUGUUGACUUUGACCACAAAGUCCGGAUUGGCAUUACAAUUUUUUGAUUUCUUUUGUAUGCAUCCCAUUAUUUUUCCCUUACAUAACUUAUAAUUACAAUGUUCAUUUGUUGUGAGCCUAUUUGAAAGAGCAAAGUCUAUCCAAUUGUUGUCACUUUGGUGGCUUGCUUGAGAGAAAGGAAAACAAUUCAACAAUAAACAUCCAAUGUGUUAACAUUAUGAAUGAACAUUUUUUGAUAUUGGCUUCA